Molecule: messenger RNA, 3979 nt
Organism: Haplochromis burtoni (Burton's mouthbrooder)
Lineage: Eukaryota; Metazoa; Chordata; Actinopteri; Cichliformes; Cichlidae
Gene: bckdk
Product: branched chain ketoacid dehydrogenase kinase
Exons: 11
Coding region: 3-1406 (467 amino acids)
Biological process (GO): regulation of glucose metabolic process; protein phosphorylation
Cellular component (GO): mitochondrion
Molecular function (GO): pyruvate dehydrogenase (acetyl-transferring) kinase activity
Source: RefSeq, a predicted model, not a curated record
CAAUGCGCACAAAGCCCUCUCUGCACCCUCAACGCAACUGUAUUCAGAGAUACGUGCCUUUGUGCUCUAGUACGACGCGACCCAGGGCAGCCCUGUUCGCACACACAGCUCAUCUCCAGAUGCGUCUGGCCCUGGCGGGUGUAGCGGCUGAGAUGCUGAGCGGCGCAGCCAGCAGAGCUAGGCCGAGGCUCGGCACCUUCUUGCUGGCCCCCGCCACCAAAACAGUACCGCCGCUGGCAGGCACGGGGAGCCAGAGAUUUCGGUCAACGUCCUCGAUGCAGGGAUAUUCAGAGAUGGCGCGAGAGCGGUCGAAGACUGUCACGUCGUUUUAUAACCAGUCUGCAAUAGAUUCUUCUGCAGAAAAGGCCUCUGUUCGACUGACUUUAGCAACCCUGUUGUAUUCUGGGAAGUCUGCUGAUGGACACCACAUCUUGAGCAGUGCCAAGUACCUCCACAAGGAGCUGCCUGUACGAAUCUCUCAUCGCAUCAAGGGUUUCCGUAGUUUGCCCUUCAUUAUUGGCUGCAACCCCACGAUUCUGCAAGUGCAUGAACUGUAUAUCAGAGCCUAUCACAUGCUCAGUGACUUUCCAGAGAUCAAGGAUCAGGACGUGGAGGCUCGUUUCUGCAAACUAGUGCGGCAGCUGCUGGACGACCACAAGGAUGUGGUCACAAUGCUGGCACAGGGCUUCAGGGAGUGUCGCAGACACAUCCAGGAUGAGAUGGUCAUCCGCAACUUUCUGGAUACAACGCUGUGCUCUCGUUUGGGAAUACGAAUGCUGGCCACGCACCAUCUCGCCCUUCAUGAAGAUAAUCCUGAUUUUGUUGGGAUCAUAUGCAGACGUCUCUCACCCAAAAAGAUCAUCGAGAAGUGGGUGGAUUUUGCCAGAGGUCUCUGCGAGCACCAGUACGGUAACUCGCCCAGGGUGAGGAUCAACGGACACGUAGCAGCUCGCUUCCCGUUCAUCCCUCUGCCUCUGGAUUACAUCCUGCCAGAGCUCCUCAAGAACGCCAUGAGGGCCACCAUGGAGAGCCAUCUGGACACCCCAUGCAAUCUCCCCGAUGUGGUUGUCACCAUCGCUAAUAACGACAUAGAUUUUGUCAUCAGGAUUUCGGAUCGCGGCGGCGGUAUCCCUCACAAUAUCAUAGACAAGGUGAUGGACUACCACUUCAGCACAGCUGAGGAGAGUGCACAGGAUCCCCGCAUGAGCAACCUCUUCAACAACAUCACCAACAGUGGGAAUCAGUCUAACCCUAUGCAUGGGUUUGGCUUCGGCCUACCCACGUCUAGGGCCUAUGCGGAGUACCUCGGUGGCUCUCUGUCUAUUCAGUCUAUGCAGGGCAUUGGCACUGAUGUUUAUCUGCGUCUGCGCCAUAUUGAUGGCAAAGGAGAGAGCUUCAGGGUGUAACGUUCCCCACGUCAGUAAUCCAUGUAGACGCCAGCCAGGAAAUCAGGCCGUGCAGGAGUGCAGAGGGUUUCCCACGACGAAGGCUGGUGAGGACGAGGAUGAAAAGUGUUUUUCAGAAAGCUCCUAAAUUCACUAACCCACUACUUGUUCUUUAGUUUGUCUUUUUGCCUUAGACUGAUUAUAAGCUAUGUUACCUGUCAAGGUGAUGAUUUCUGUUGUUUUUCCUUUUGUGUUCUUUUUGUUUUGUACCCUGUGGCAUGUUGUAUUGAAGUUUGAGGGGCGGGGCGGGUAAUGAACUUUGAAUGUGUAGGUUAUCGGGACAAACUGUGCAUGAUAAUUGAUAUUAUUGAUGACGAUGAUUAUGAGAGACAGAGGAAAGCAAGAAAGAAGAGCUUCAGUUUUAAAGAAGUUCACGAUGAAGUUACAUAUCUCAUAGCCUCAAAGUAGAAAUUUCGAUGAUAAAUGUUUCAAGUGGAACUAUUGAGACACUCCAGCAGCCCUGUCAAAAUCUCCUCAAAGUUAUCAAUGCUGCUCAUGUGUUAAAUUACCAAAUCGUCCCAGCGUGUCAUUGACUGCAAGGGGAAACGUUGUUGGAAGCAGUAUACAUGCUUCGCUUAAGCAUCCUCAUCUUAAAGCUCAUGCGCUCUCCUCAAACACCGCUUUCUUCUUCUGCUGUACAGCUGUGGCUCUUAAAAACAGAAGAAACUGCCAAAAACACCAAAUGCUCAUUAACACUUCUGUCUUCUGUUCUGAUGAGCGUCUUUGUCGAGCAGCGUCUUUGCAGAGCUUUUGAACGGGGAAGUCGACCGAGAUGUUCAGCUGCCUUACGCGUGACACUAGUCCUUUAACUGCAUGCUGAGUUCUUUUGUUUUCUUUGUGGUACUUACCUUUAUUGGGUCACACAGACGCACACCAUGUCAGAACGUUUCACUAGUAAUGAAUAGGUUUCCUGUUGUAAUGCUCAGUGCAGAUCAUAGCAGGCUUUAACAUUGUAACAACUUUCAAAGUAACAAUAUACCAGAGAAGUAUUGUCUGAUAUACGCUUCUUUUUUUCUGUGUUAUUUGACUGUUUUCUCACAGUUUUUCUUUAGGAAGGUGUAUAUUUUCUUUUUAAAACAGGGCUUUGCAGAAGGUCCCAUUUAAUUUCACAGCAUCAGUAGACAAAAGAGUUUCUCCACCGUUAGCCAAGUUUGCUGGUCUUCUAUUAGGUAUAGAUCACUGCUUGAUUAUGUCAUUAUUGUGAAUGGCCAAACUUGUAAGUAGGACACACUUUAUGUGUGUGUAUAGUCAGUGUGAUUGUCAAUUUGGUGGAUGAAAAAGUAGCACCAGUACCCUACAGGUGGGUUCAAAGCUUCCGGCUUCCUCCCACAGUCUAAAGGUGUACAUGUUAGGGUGAUUGGUGACACAAAAUUGUCCGUCUCUCUGUGUUUGCCCUGCGAUAGGCUGGGGCUCCAGAAAAUAGAUGCAUAGAUGGACCGAUGAAAAACAGAAUGUGAAAAUAAUGAGAUAACCAUGUUGUGAUCUCAGUAUUUGUACAAGAAAAUCACAGCAGCAUCUGUACGGACACUGUUGGGAGUAGAGAGAAAAAAUCGAGCAGAGUCAGGUGUUGAAAAAGUUGCGAUAUAUGAGUUAACACAAACACUCCUUGCAGUUUGUUGAACAUUCCCCAGUGGGUCCCAGCUCCAACAGAUCAAUCAGAAUGCUACACCUCUUCUGUUUGAUCCGUGGGCUUGUUAUUGCAUUAACUUUUUUUGUUUCAUUUGAAAGGGCAUUAGAAAUCUUAGGAUGUUAUCUGCAAGAUGUAACAUCUCUAAAUUUUUAAAAUCCGUCAGGUUUUUGUUUGUUUUAGUUUUUUUUUUUUUUAGAUUUCAGUGACACGGUCUUUAUCAUUAGCCUGAAGUUGUGCGACAUAUUAUUCUACAGCUGAAUGCAUAUUACUUGUAUAGACUAUGAACUGGUUAGAAACAAAAUGACAAAGAUCUUUAAAAAGUUGAGUACAGAAAGCUUCAUUUCUUCUUUCCCUGAGUUUACAUACAAAUUAGUUCAAAUGCCAUUUUAAACCUGUGAGACAUUGUGAACGUAUUCUUUUGCCUUCAGAAUCUAUUUAAUUUUGUAAAGGCUGGUAUUUAUUUUGACAUUUUGUGAAGCAAAAACAGCCCCCUAUGAUUAACUGUUUAAAGGUCAGAGAGGGUAUACUGUCUGUACCUGUAUUCUUGAUGAAGCCUUCUACAUGUUUUUAUUACUGAUUUGACAGUCUUGAAGUUCUUGUAUAUACUUUAGCGUAUACACGUUAAGGCGAGGGAGCAUAAACAAUCAUAGCUUCAAAAAAUGCAGGUGAACAUUUGAGGUUUGUAUCUCCUUUUGGAAAUAUUACUGUAAAGAGCAUUUUGAGGAUUCCUCCUAUUAAAAAAAAAAAAUGCUGAGAGUGGUUUUGCACAUUUUGAAUUUCACUGCCAGGCUGUAGCUUUUCAUAAACAUAAAAUGUGCACUGUAUGCCCCCUGUAGGCCACAAAAGAGAAGGGCAGACUGAAAAAUACUGUUCAUGGAGAGAAUAUCAAGUGAUUUUUUUUUUU